AUGCCACCCUUUCAGCUUCGCCUAUUUCGGCAAUCAGACUUGAAAGAAGUCACAGUCGUCAUCUGCACGCCAUUUGCUUCGGUCGUGAUGGUGGCUCAAAUCGGCUCAAGCACGAUGUGCCGGGCCUUCUUUCAUGGCAUCUACGCCAUAGCACGCAAUGGCCUGUGGGACGAUCCGGCGGAGGCUGUCACAGGCACUGUCUAUACACGAUUCCAGAAAGUGGUGGUGGAGAGCCGCAACAACGAAGAUGCUGCGGCCUACUUGACCUGGCGCUUCAGCUACCUGAUCUGCCACGUGGUUUUUGCACUGAUCUGGGGUGCUGCCAGUUUUGCGGAUUGGACCCCGAACAGGAACACCUACGACCAAAUCAUUGCGCAGCUGCCGGCCGACAUUCAAGCCAAGCGCUUCGAGACCUUUAUCGCGCUGAUGUCCUGGUGGGACCCGUUUCUCAUGUAUGUUUGGUGCAUCUCCUUUGUUCUGGUCCUGUGCGCCGUGGUCACCGCAGCGCCGGCGCUGGCAUUGAGAUGCGCAGGAAUAUCGCGACGGUUGGUUUGGUUCUCCUGGCUGUGGAACUUCGUGGUGCCUUUCACCGUUCUCCUGAUAUUUCCACUUCGGGAGACCAUCGACUGGACAGGCAUUCAGGAGGAUCUGUGCGUAGUCGCGGUGUCCCGCGCACUCGCAUCUCCGGGGAUCGACAUGAGCUCGGCACUGGGCAGCUUGCAGCAGCAGGGUCUCGCUGGGCUGGCGACAUUGCAAUCCGCUGUGCAACAACAGGCUUCUCAGGACAUUAAGAUCAACGACGUCCCCGUCCGCACGUGGUGUCAAGAGCAGGGAUCGAACUGGCACUCUGUCUUCUGUGACAGCGUCAUGCGCUGCGUUGUGAUGGCGGACCAGCGUUGCAGGGAAGAGGUUUGCGAUGCAGCCCCGGUAUCGGAACAAGUGAUCUGUCAGACACGUUGCCUGGACUACGCCCAGAGCUCCCAGACAGCAGCAGCCACAGCCUUCACUGACUCCAUGCAAAGCGAAUGCUCUGAUUUCCAGAGAAACCAAAGUUCAGGCCAAAACAUCACCGCCGGUCUGGGCGCAGGUAUUCCGAGUGAGUGCGUGGAGGCGGCUACACGGCAGCUCCAGCUGUUCAACGCGCUGGCACAACAGCAGCAGGUCAGCUAUGAGGACCAAUGCUCCUACGCGAGUCUCGCGGUGAAUAACGUCGACUUCGUGGCGGGCAUGUUCGUGGGUGUGGAGGCCGGCAGUUUGCUGAUUCCGGCGGGGCUCAGCGUGCUGGGGGGCCUCGCCGAGUCCCUCUACAAUGUGAAGGCGCUCUUUCCAGGCCACCAAGAGGUUCCGUGGAUGCUGGUGAUCACCUCUUUCGAGGCACUUCCCAUCUAUACCGCCUACUUGGCCGUCAUACAGCAGUUUGUGGGCAACUGGAUCCUGGCGGUCGCCUGCCUCAGCUUCAUCUGCUGGAUUGUGCUCCCUGCUCUGACGGGAAGCCUCAGCCUAAAGCUCCGGCCUGGCUACGAAGGCCGCUGGAAGUUCUACCGAAAAGUUUGGGUGGAGUACGGCCUCCGCGUCCCGAUCAUCAUCGCCAUUUUUUUCUCCAUGAGCGGGUUCAUGAGAGACAGGUUCGGUAACGAGUUCCUGCAGGGCCGAAACCCUCUGCCCAUGCUGGUGUUCUCUGUGUUGGAGUACUUCGCGCGAAAGACGCUGACGGCAGUAGCUGGAACCGAUGCGAUGAUUUCAGGUUUCCUGCAGUCAGAGUCCUGGCGAGCUGGUUUCACAGACCAAGACAAGACGGUCAAUAAGGACCGCUUGGAUACCCUCUCGUCCAUCAUCUUAUCCUCCUCCAAGACUCGCGCCUGUGCAAUUGCUGAUGGGUCGGACGACGUCAAGAACCCACGAUCUGGUCAGGAAGCCAUCUCUACGAAGGGCGCCAAGAGCACCGAGUCCCUGGUUGUUUCACCCCACCAAGUCCAGGAAAUCCAGGAGCUCCAUGAAGUGGAAGUGCACGAGCUGCACGAGGGUCACCAAAGUCACGAGGACGGUGUUAAACACCUCGAGGCCGACUCCCGGCCGUCCGACGUGGGAGACCGAACAUUGAAUUGA
Molecule: messenger RNA, 2106 nt
Organism: Symbiodinium natans
Lineage: Eukaryota; Dinophyceae; Suessiales; Symbiodiniaceae
Source: the annotation of a GenBank genome assembly